GUCAGACGUCGUUGGCGCCGGCUUGGCCGCCCGCCAUCUUGGUCCCUGUGUGGAAGCGGCUGAGGCGCGGCGUUCGCGGCGCCGGGAGCGGUAGCGGCCUCGCCGAGUCCGGGAGUCUCCGGGGAGGCCGGAGCGCCGGCCCGCCGCGCUGCGCUCCAGGCAAAAUUUGAGGGGUGAGCAGUAGGUACCAGACUCGAUGAGUUUCCAUCGAAAUGUCGGAAAAGUCAGGCCAGAGUACAAAAGCAAAGGAUGGAAAAACGAAGUAUGCAACGCUCAGUCUGUUUAACACUUACAAGGGAAAGUCACUGGAAACUCAGAAAACCACAGUUGCUGCACGCCAUGGAUUACAGAGUCUUGGGAAAGUUGCUAUUUCAAGGAGGAUGCCUCCACCAGCUAACCUCCCCAGUCUUAAAGCAGAGAACAAAGGCAAUGACCCUAAUGUGAACAUUGUGCCUAAAGAUGGCACAGGAUGGGCUUCAAAACAAGAACAGCACGAAGAAGAAAAACAGCCAGACGUGCCGCAGACACAGCCAAAACCUGCUGUUCCUGCUCCUCCAGAAGCAGCUCCUGUUGCCAAAUCAUGGGCCAACACCAAACCAGGUGGACAAGAUGGUCCACCUAUUCAAGUAAAUAGUUAUUUCCAGCAAGAGUUUCCCAGUCUUCCGGCAGCUGGGGAUCAGGAAAAGUCAGGCAAAGAGAAAGAUGCACCUGAAGAACUUCAUGGAUCAGGACCAAGCUUGCGGCCACAAAAUGCUACUAAUUGGAGAGAAGGUGGUAAUAAGAGCAACUCACCCAGUUCUCCAACUGAUCAAGAAGCUAAGGCCCUUGGACAAGAAGAUGGUAAUGCUACACCAACAGAACAAAAUGAUGGCCAGAAGGCAGCAGAGAAGAGAGAUGUGCGGUUACCACAGGUCCCUCAGCCCAAGCUGAAUGGCCAGCAGCAACCACCUGUCUCUUCUCAGUACAGAGCAAUGAUGCCACCUUAUAUGUUUAAUCAGUAUCCUAGAAUGGCAUAUCCUCCCUCCAUGCAAGGUCCAACAAGGUUUCCCAAUUCUGAGCUUAGCAGAGGGCCAAGGGGAAGAGGACCACCUUCAUGGUGUUCAGAACCUAUUGAGCGCCCAUCCAUUCUUAGUGCUAGUGAACUUAAAGAACUUGAUAAAUUUGAUAAUCUAGAUGCUGAGGCUGAUGAAGGCUGGGCAGGUGCUCAGAGUGAAGUGGAUUACACUGAACAGUUGAACUUCAGUGAUGAUGAUGAGCAAGGAAGUAGUCAAAAAGAGAAGGAAAGUGGUGAUGAACAAACACCAUCAAAAGAUUCCCAGAGUCCUGAUGGCCAGAAGGAAGCAGAUGAACAGACAAGUGCUAAGUCUGCCACCCAAGUUUCCACAGCAGCAGCCAAAGGGUCAUACGGCAAAAGUUCUCAGCUUGAUCAGGAUCGGGGUCCAGCACAGCCUUCUCUACAUGAAAGAGGUGGUCCUGCUCUUCAUCCAAAAUCUAUUCUACCACCGCACCCUCCUCCCCCUGAUCGCCAGGUAGGACCUGGAAGGCAGGGACCCUUUCCCCCUAAACCAGUGCCAGAUGAAGAUGAAAUUUGGAAACAGAGGAGAAGACAGCAGUCAGAGAUAUCCGCUGCAGUUGAACGAGCCCGUAAGCGGCGAGAAGAGGAAGAAAGAAGAAUGGAAGAACAGCGCAAAGCAGCUUGUGCUGAAAAGCUAAAACGGUUAAAUGAGAAAUUUGGCUGUGUGACAAAACCCUCCAGGGAAGACCCUCUGAAGGAGCGGGAGAGGGAAAGGGAACGGGAAAGGGAAAGAGAGAGGGAAAGGGAAAGGGAGCGGGAAAAGGAGAGGGAACGGGAGAGGGAACGAGAGAGAGAAAAAGAGAGGGAGAAGGAAAAAGAGAGGGAAAGGGAGAAGGAAAAGGAAAAAGAAGAAAAAGAAAAACUGGAGAAGGCAAAAGAGCAAGAAGGAGAAAAAGAGAAAGAAAAGGAGAUGGAGAAAGAAGAGAAGGAAAAAGAAGAGGAGAAACCAGCACAUGAGGUUCCUGAGGCUGUAGAACCUGUGGCUACACAUGUAGUAGAAAAACAAGAAAGUGAAAACAGGAAUAACAAGGAAGAAAAAGAAGAUCAGGCAGUCUUUACCCGACAAGAUAGUGGUCGGAAUGAGAAAGAGAUUUCACAGGUGACUCAUGAGAGUGAGCCAGAUUCAGGAUCUCAGCCUCGUCCUGCUGUUUCCUCAGGCUAUUCUAAACAGUUCCAGAAAUCAUUACCACCAAGAUUUCAGAGGCAGCAGGAGCAAAUGAAACAGCAGCAGUGGCAGCAGCAACAGCAAGGUGUCCUUCCCCAGUCUGCUCCCUCACAGCCUUCUAGUGGCCCUGUCCCGCCACCCCAGCAUAGACCCCUUUACCAGCCCAUGCAGCCACAUCCUCAGCAUUUAGCUUCAAUGGGCUUUGAUCCAAGGUGGCUUAUGAUGCAGUCUUACAUGGACCCACGAAUGAUGUCAGGAAGACCUGCAAUGGAUAUGCCUCCUAUUCAUCCAGGAAUUAUGCCUCCGAAACCACUGAUGAGAAGAGACCAGAUAGAGGGAUCAGCAACUAGUUCAGAUUCAUUUGAACAUAUAGCUCGCUCAGCAAGAGAGCACACUGUUCCUUUGUCAGAGCCCCGCAUGAUGUGGGGGUCAGACCCAUAUCCCCAUGCAGAACCUCAGCAGUCUAGCUCUCCUCCCAAAGUGUUAGAAGAGCCUGACAAUUUGAGGUCUGAGGCACACUUGGAGCAAGAACGAGUUGCUGUCCCUGCCACUGCUUAUCCUGUAGAACACAACCAGUUGGACUCGCAUCCAAAGACAGAUUUUUUCAGAGAAUCAGGAGAGAUGGAGGUACAAAAGUUCCCAAGCAGGCCUUUGGAAGAUGUACAACCUCUCCAAACUGACACACCUAACACAGCAGUUAAUUUUGAAGGAGUGAAGGACAAAGUUACACAUAGCUCUCCAGAAGAACUGGUGCCUGUAGGGGAAAGUCACUCUUCACUAAAGAGAAGCAUUUCCCAUGGUUCAAGUCACUCUCUAAAGUCAGAAGACCAGAGGAAUGAAACAGCAACAAAUAUACCUAAAUUAAAUAACAGGCCUCUUGAGACAAAGGAGACAAUUGAGAGACUUGAGAUUAAGCCAAAAAAAGAAAUUCUGAUCAAUAGUAGAACGCUAGAAGGACUAAAACCUGAAAAAACUUUCAAACCUAAGUCUGAAACAAGAUGGGGUCCUAGGCCGGGUUAUGGCAGGAGAGAUGAAGGUGGUGAUAGACCAGUAAGAAGAUCAGGUCCUAUUAAAAAACCUGUGCUUAGGGAUAUGAAGGAAGAGCGUGAACAGAGAGAGGAGCGUGAACAGAGGAAGGAGAAAGAAGGAGAAAAGACAGCUAAUGAGAAAUCUAGCAAGCCUGAAAAAGGUGACAGAAAGGAAGCAUCUCAAGUGCCACUGCUUCAGACUGAGCCAGAGAUAUCUGUCUCCAGUGGCACUCCUCUGGCUAAGAAGACAACCCAGGAUACUGCUGUGACCCUGGCAAGCCAAGAGAGGGGUCAAGCUGAGACUGCAGCUAAAGCACUGGUUCAGACACCCACACCUCCAGUCCCACAGCAGCUACCAGCCGCCCAGCCUGCUGCUCCACAGCUUCCCCCUGCAGUACAGCAGCAGCCACCAGCUCAGCCAGCAGCACAGCAGCAGCCACAUGUUCAGCAGCCAGCUGCUGCAGUGAAGGAAGAAAAGCAGACUGAGAAGGUGGUUAGCAAAGAGGGUUUAGAAAAACCACGCUUAGAAACCAGACCAGUAAAAAGAGAGCCUGGCUUGCCACCUAGGACAUACUGGAAAGAGGCUAGGGAUAGAGACUGGUUCCCAGAUCAGGGAUACAGAGGCAGAGGUCGUGGGGAAUAUUAUUCUAGAGGUCGUAGCUACAGGGGUUCUUAUGGAGGACGUGGUCGGGGCAGUAGAGGCCAUAAUAGAGAGUACCCACACUACAGAGAUCCUAAGCCUAGAUCAGACCAUGUGCCUUCAGGGCCUGUUAGGCAAAGAGAAGAGAGUGAAACUCGCAGUGAGAGUUCUGACUUUGAAGUAAUUCCGAAACGGCGGCGGCAGCAUGGUUCAGAGACGGAUUCUGACAGCGAAGUUCAUGAAAGUGCAAGUGAUACACUGCUUUCAGACAAAGACAGUCUAAUCAAAGGCAAGCACCCAAAAAGAGAAGACAGAACUGAUGGUAAGAAGCCUCCAAAGGUUCUGUCGUUCAAACCUGAAAACAGUAUCAGAGUAGACAACAGAUCUCUAGAAAAAACAUACAUUAGAGAUGAUGAUAACAAACCCAAACCAGGAUUUCUUCCUAAAGGAGAACCUUCUAGACGAGGCAGAGGGGGAAUGUAUAGACGUGGUGGUAGGGAUCCUGGUGGGCGUCCUCCACGUCCAUCCACAAUAAGGAGACCAGCCUACAGAGACAGUCAGUGGAACCCUAGGCAGACAGAGAUCAUUAAACCAGAAGAUGGGGAGCCUCCAAGAAGAAAUGAACAUUAUGGUCCUAUACCAGUUGAUAAAAGACCUCCAAAAUUUGAGAGAAAGUUUGAUCCAAAUAGAGAAAGACCACGAAGACAAAGGCCUGCUCGGCCUCCAAGGCAAGAUAAGCCGCCACGCUUUAGGCGCCUAAAAGAAAGAGAGGCUGCAUCAAAGAUAAAUGAGACAGUAACCAGCACAUCAGCAGGUGCAACAGUUAGUAAUACAGUUAAUGAACCCACCACCACUGCUCUGGAUGUGUCGGAAAGUAAGACACCAGACUUGUCCAACCAGAAUUCUUCAGACCAGGCAAAUGAAGAGUGGGAAACAGCCUCAGAAAGCAGUGACUUCAAUGAGAGGCGGGAGAGGGACGAGAAGAAAACAGCAGAUGCAGCAGCACAGGUGGCUGCAAAGGCAGGAGAAAAUGCUGGAGCUCCAAAAAGGGAAAUAGCCAAGAGAAGUUUCUCUAGUCAGCGGCCUGGAAUAGACCGUCAAAACCGACGUGGCAACAAUGGGCCAGCUAAACCAGGGAGGAACUUCUCAGGGCCUAGGAGUGAAAGGCGGAGUGGUCCUCCACCCAGAAGUGGAAAGAGAGGGCCCUUUGAAGAGCAGACAGCAACUGUGCCUAGUGUCGAUCCCACCAACAGCAACUCUUUGCAUCAAGAGGAUGGAGGUGUUACUGCUGCAGGCCAAAAGAGCACCAAGGAUGCAACUAGCAAAAAGAGAGAAGAACCUAAGGCUGGUCCAAAGAAGCCUAAGGAAAAAGUGGAUGCCUUGUCUCAAUUUGAUCUUAAUAAUUACGCAAGUGUUGUGAUCAUUGAUGAUCACCCUGAAGUGACAGUAGUUGAAGACUCCCAAUCUAACUUGAAUGAUGAUGGUUUCACAGAAGUGGUGUCUAAGAAGCAGCAAAAACGCCUGCAAGAUGAAGAACGUAGAAAGAAGGAAGAACAAACAGUGCAGGUGUGGACCAAGAAAGGAUCAAGUGAAAAAGGCCGAGGUCAGAAUUCCAAGCUCCCACCCAGAUUUGCCAAAAAGCAGCAACAGGCAGCAGCCGCAGCUGCACAGCAGGCACAAGCUCAGGCACAAGCUCAGGCACAGCCUCCGUGUACAACGCAGACUCCGGGUCAGCCACCAGCUUCUGUUCAGCCACCAAACCAGGCUGCAGGAGGAACAGCCAGCACAGAGUACACAGUGUCAGGCAAAGUUCUUCAAAACACUCAGGCUCACAAUGGUCUGGGAGCUGAAUUAUGGGAAAACAAGGUGCCUCCCUCAGCAGUUCUAAAUGACCUCUCCAAAAAAUUGGGACCCAUUAGCCCACCUCAGCCACCUUCCGUCAGUGCUUGGAACAAGCCUUUGACAUCUUUUGGUUCAGCUACAUCUCCAGAGGGAACAAAGCCUGGGCAAGAAGGUGGAGUUGAUCUUGGUAUAGAAACUAUUCAGUUUGGAGCCCCAGCUUCCAGUGGCAGUGACAAUGAAGUUGUCCCUGUACUUUCUGAGAAGUCCACUGAUAAGCUACCAGAGCCAAAAGAGCAAAGACAGAAACAGCCUCGGGCUGGACCCAUCAAAGCACAAAAGUUGGUUCUUGGAAAGAAGACGGGGAAUUCAGUUCAAGAAGCAGGUCUUCCAGACUUGAGUCCAGUAGAAAACAAAGAAUAUAAACCUGGUCCUAUUGGGAAAGAGCGUUCUUUAAAGAACAGGAAGGUGAAGGAUGCCCAACAGGGAGAGCCUGAGGGACAGGAGAAGCCAUCUCCCACCUCUGUCAGAAGUCCAGAGCCUGUCGCUACAAAGGAAACCAAAGCAGCAAGUGAACUAAGCACGGAAAUAGGAACGAUGAUAUCUGUGUCUGCUCCAGAGUUUGGAACAAACACAAAGGAGUCUGUAACAGACUACACUACACCUUCUUCUCAUCCUAACACAAUGGCUACUAGCAGUACAAAAAUGGAGGAGACUUUGGUGACGAACGUGCCCCUGCCCCACACCCUUCCCCUCCCUAGGAGGGAGACUCUACAACAGAGCUCCAGCCUAACUCCAGUUUCUCCCGCUACCGUCGACCUCACCCUCAAGAUGGAGUCUGCGCGCAAAGCAUGGGAGAAUUCCCCAAACAUGGGGGAUAAGAGUUCGCCAGUGACCUCAGCAGCAUCUCCCAUUGCUGGUGGCAGUGGCAGUAGCAGCAACAGCAGCAGCAACACAGGGCCAAGCAGUGGUACUUACAGCUCUUUCUCUAGUGCAUCAAUGCCUCCUAUACCUGUGGCCUCAGUCACACCAACAACUUCACUUUCAGGAGCUGGAACAUAUACAACCUCUUCACUGAGUACAAAGACUGCAAGCACCUCAGACCCUCCUAAUAUAUGUAAAGUGAAACCACAGCAGUUGCAGACAAGCAGCCUAGCUUCUGCCAGUCACUUUUCCCAGCUGAGCUGCAUGCCAUCCCUCAUUGCCCAGCAACAGCAAAGUUCCCAAGUCUAUGUGUCUCAGUCCGCAGCAGGUACUGCAGCUCAAAUCCCAGCAUUUUAUAUGGAUACAAGUCAUCUAUUCAAUACUCAACAUGCACGUUUGGCACCACCUUCUCUGGCUCAACAGCAAGGCUUUCAACCAGGACUUUCUCAGCCUGCUUCAGUUCAGCAGAUCCCCAUCCCCAUCUAUGCACCUCUACAAGGACAGCAUCAAGCUCAGCUGAGUUUAGGAGCAGCACCAGCUGUAUCACAAGCCCAAGAGUUGUUCAACUCAUCCUUACAACCAUAUAGAUCCCAGCAAGCUUUUAUGCAAAGUGGUUUGUCUCAGCCAUCGCCAGUAGUUCUGUCUGGUACAGCCUUACACAACUUCCCGGCAGUACAACACCAGGAACUUGCUAAGGCACAGUCAAGCCUGGCAUUUCAACAGACUUCUAAUACACAACCUAUUCCUAUCUUGUAUGAACAUCAACUUAGUCAAGCUUCAGGACUGGGAGGCUCUCAGCUGAUUGAUACGCAUAUUCUCCAGGCCAGAGCUACACUCACUCAAGCUUCAAAUCUGUACUCUGGGCAAGUUCAACAGCCUGGCCAGAGCAAUUUCUACAACACUGCACAGUCUCCCAGUGCUCUCCAGCAGGUAAACUGUGGCAUGGUGACGGUACCUUUGCCAGGAUCACAAAUUUCUUUGCCCAACUUUGGAUCCACAGCACAGCCACUUAUUGCCCUACCCCAAUCUUUACAACCACCACUACAGCACACACCACCACAAGCGCAGGCUCAGAACCUAAGCAGACCUGCACAAGUAACUCAGCCUUUCAGAGGGUUGAUCCCAGCAGGAACUCAGCACAGCAUGAUCGCUGCAACUGGAAAGAUGGAAUCACAGAUUUACAGGCACCUGGGAUUUUCGGAUAGUGUGCAGCACAACACAGUUGCAGCAUGCUUUCAGAUAUCAGAAAUGGACCUGAAGGCCUUUGGAGGUGGCAUCGAUGUUAAACCUGGAACACCACCAGUUACUGGUAGAAGUACUACUCCAACUUCCAGUCCCUUCCGGGCCAGUUCUACAAGUCCUAACAAUCAGUCCAAUAAAAUGAACAGCAUUGUCUACCAGAAGCAGUUUCAGUCAGCAGCUGCUGCUGUGAGAAUGACACAGCCGUUCCCUGCACAGUUUGCACCACAGAUUCUCUCUCAGCCUAACCUGCUCCCUCCAUUGGUAAGAGCCCCAUAUACUAACACCUUCCCAGCGCCUGUUCAGAGGCUGCCAGUAGUACUGCAUAGUCAGAUGCCGUCUCAGAUGACCACAGGCCUUAUGAGCCACCCUCGUUUACCGCGUGUGGCCAGAGGUCUUUGUGGAUCAGUAUCUGGAGCCAGAGGCAAUCAGGCCCAGGCUGCGAUGAAGGCUGAACGAGACAUGAAGGCAAAGCAGAGAGCAGAGGUACUUCAGUCCACCCAGAGAUUCUUUUCUGAGCAGCAGCAGCAGCAGCAACAGAGCAAACCCAUAGGAGGCAAAGCGCAGAAAGUGGACGAGAAUGGGAGCAAACCCACCGAGGCAAUUGCUGACUCUUCAGGGGUCUGCCAGGACAAAACUGAGGAAAAGCCCACCCCUCCGCCUGCUACAGCAACAAAACCUGUUAGAACUGGACCAAUCAAACCUCAGGCAAUCAAAACCGAAGAAACAAAAUCUUAGAGGCUGUGUUUUCAUGGAGGUGGGGGGAGAGGGGAGGGUGGGUGAGAUGGCAGCAGCAUGAAUUUCUAGCCCAAGGGAAGAGACAAUAGUGUUCUCUCCCCCUAGGGCUCUGAACAGUGUAAAGUGGCAUAGAAGCCUUCAGCAGUUACAGAUGCAAACUGCUGUGUAUCCAGCUGAGCUUCUAGGCUCCUUGGGCUUGUGUCUGCUCUAACAGCAUGGAGGCUGCUUUUGGCGUGUGCACGUUCUACACGUGUGUACUGGCUUACACACCUGUAUGUUUCCCAAAGUGAAAAAAAUGGAGCAGUAGUAACAGCGGGGAGGUGGUCAGGGAGGCCUGUUCUGAGCUGACAAGAUGAAUACUUGUAUUUUCUUCAGGCUCUGAUCUUCAGCUGCUAUUUAUCUUUUUAUAAACCCAUGAAUAUGAGAACAUGCAGAUUUGAAGAUGGUGCUAGGCCAAGUAAUAUGUGUUAAGUUUUUAGUGACUUAAGCUUCUAUCUUGUAAUAAAGAGAGGGAUUCAUACAGCUGGCAAAAUUGCCUUUGCUGUGUGACCUAACAUAACACAGAGUAAUGCUGAUGACGUUGAACUUCCCUCUGAAGGCAGUGCUUUGCUGGCUGCUGCUUCUUGGAUGAAAAUAUAUUGCAUUUAGAUCACCAUAUGAAAAUGCUACUUGGCCACCUGUUCUCUACACCCACUGCCCCCUCGGUUGUUCACCUCUGGAAUUGAAAGGUUCAUUGCAUCAAUAGUCAGAUUUGUUCUGUUCACCUCUGUCCAGCUAUCUUUAUAUGAUGCGAGUGAUUUCUAAACGGUUUCCAGUUUAUGUCUGUAUACAGCAGCGAGCACUUCGAACUGUGCCACGAGAAUAAAAGAAACCUUAUUGGCUUAAAGAGAGUUUAAUCUACAAGGUGCAUUCUUUAUAUCAGAGCUACGUCGCACCACCUCCUUGCCCACAGUGUGCUGGAAAGUAGAAUCAAGUCAAAUAAAUGCCUUUUUAAUUGUAUCCUCUAGUAUUAUAGCUGUAGGACAGUACUGUAUGAUACUUCUGUGAAUGUAAGAUACCCUGUACCUGCUUAUGAUAUGUAGUAGUGACUGUGCUAUACUGGAGCUGUUUUUAAUAAUGUUAUUCUAGAGGUUUUUUUCCAGACAAUGAUUGAAAAAGCUAAUAAAAAGCACCAGGUACCACAUCAGUAGCAGAAUUUGCUGGUUUUUUUCUGGGAUUUUUUGUUUUCCUUGGUUUUUGGUUGGUUUUUUGUUUUUUGGGUUUUUUUACAUGUUUUGGAAGGAAGAGGUGAGAGUCUAAUGUGUAUAAUUUUGUUCAAAUGACUGCAGAAGCUGGAAAGGCUGUUGCUGCUAUCGAUGCCUAGUGAAUCGCUAUUGGUUAUCUUUUUAUAUAAAUAUAUAUAUAAUUUGAAUUUUUGGAAACUUUAGCUGUGAUGUCAACUUUGGAAAAAAGUAUCCCACUUGUAGUGUGAGUUGGCAUUGUACAGAAAUUAACAGCCAUAUUGGUCUAGAAAUGUUAAACUUAAUUUUUUUUUCCAUUUGUACAGGGGUAACGCACUGUAUGAAAUAUGUACGGUCUUAUUUACAUGGGUUUGAUUACAGAAACUAAUAAAGUAUUCUCUAAAUAAA
This is a messenger RNA of Pezoporus occidentalis (night parrot), 10276 nucleotides long. It is a transcript of the gene PRRC2C, whose product is annotated as proline rich coiled-coil 2C. Gene Ontology annotation, biological process: hematopoietic progenitor cell differentiation. The transcript is spliced from 37 exons. Lineage: Eukaryota; Metazoa; Chordata; Aves; Psittaciformes; Psittacidae. The record is from RefSeq and is a predicted model, not a curated record. Bases 213 to 8648 code for a protein of 2811 amino acids.